AUGAGAAUUUGUGAGACUAAGAGAUAUUGUGGAGAAGUGAGAAGCUCGAUGUUGUUAUACGGUGGCGAAAUUUAUGUCAUUGCUUAUGCCAUUGUGGAUGUGGAGAAUAAAGAUAACUGUAAAUGGUUUUUGGAAUUACUACAUAAAGAUCUUGGAAAUUAUGAGCAUAAUGGAUGGAACUUCAUCUCAGACAUGCAAAAGAGUGUUGCACCAAGGAGGUAUGGCCUUAGAGGACCGAUUCCUUCAGCUGAUAGGCCUAAGAAUACACCAAUGAGGGGUCCUGCACCAGCUCAUCCAACUCCUGCUUAUGUAAUUUCUCAGACUUAUGACUUAUUACCUAUGACUUUUGCCUAUGUAAUAUUUCAGUUUCAAUUUGUGUGUUCUGUAAUUUCAAGGAUCAAUUUGAUAUAUGAUUAAA
Molecule: messenger RNA, 418 nt
Organism: Medicago truncatula (barrel medic)
Lineage: Eukaryota; Viridiplantae; Streptophyta; Magnoliopsida; Fabales; Fabaceae
Exons: 3
Coding region: 1-417 (138 amino acids)
Source: RefSeq, a predicted model, not a curated record